Cordyceps fumosorosea ARSEF 2679 is the source of this 684-nucleotide messenger RNA. RefSeq lists its product as hypothetical. The transcript has 3 exons. NCBI's taxonomy places the organism in Eukaryota, Fungi, Ascomycota, Sordariomycetes, Hypocreales, Cordycipitaceae. The coding region runs from base 1 to 684 and encodes 227 amino acids. The record is from RefSeq and is a predicted model, not a curated record.
AUGAAGUACUCUGUCGCUGCCGCCGCUCUCGCGCUCGCCUCUGGCGUCGUCGCCAAGCCCCAGAUCACCAACUCCGCUGCCAUCAACCCUGAGGAGGGCAAAGCCUUCACCCUCCAGCUCUCCGGCUGCAGCGCCGGCUGCACCGUCUACCUGAUGCAGGGCCCCAAGGACGGCCAGGUGCCCGUCAAGGUCCUCGACAGCUCCGCUACCACCUCGGCCAAGAUCACCCUCAACAACAUUGGCUCCGGCAGCUACAGCAUCCGCGUCAAGGACAACUCCGUCACCGGCACGGCCGGCGACUCCAACUCCAACAACGACUACACCAGCAUCUUCAACUACACCGGCACUGGCCCGACCUCCUUCCCUCCUCUGUCCGGUUCCGCCUCCGCCACCUCCGCCAGCAGCGCCUCCGCCAGCAGCUCCGGCUCCUCCUCCUCGGCCUCCUCGGCCUCCAGCUCGGCCACCACCACCGGCUCCUCCUCCUCCGCGUCCAGCUCGGCCACCUCCUCCGCGUCGUCGACCUCGGCCACGUCUGCUUCCAAGAGCUCUACCUCUAGCGCCAGCAAGACCUCCAGCAGCGCCGCCGCCACGGCCACCAGCACCCCUCCCCCCAGCUCCGGCAACAUGCUCGCCCUCUCGCCCCUCGGCCUGAUUGGCGCCGCCGUCGCCGCCCUCUUCCUGUAA